AUGUCUGCACUCUCCGUGAGCGCUGGCGACAGGGACCGCACUGAAGGGAUCUGCCAAAUGAUUUCCAUGCUCCUUGGUCAUGGAUGUUUGAUUCCUUACAACUUCAACCUAGACGCACUCACCGCCUAUUCAAAUCCAAAUCAUGUCUUCACUCCAAUGGACGUGGCCAUGAUGUCUCACUGUCCGCCUCAUUUCCUCGAAGAGGUGCUCGAACUAUACAAAAGCCACGACGUCCACGUCCAAAGAACAGCGGACACAUGCCCCGAAACGAUGUCGCGCUGGGUAGGCUGGUAUUUGGACGAUGAAGUCGUUGUGCCGAUUUUGUAUCAACACUGGAGCCACAAGUCCCACUUGGGUCAUCUGGCUCACAACCUUUUUGGUGGCCUGCUGGACCCGGCAAAGGCCUGGAAGGAGGGAUACCAUGGCGAAACAGCCGAUGUCUUUGAAGAAAAGAUCAAUCUCAUGAAGAAGUACGAUUUCAUCGACAGCAGCGAGACACAAGCGUUGCAAUGCAUCCUCGAAUCUCUGCGAUGCAUCGCCCGCAUGAAAGAGUCGGCUGGAGGCUUGGACAAGGUCCGUGACGGAAAGAAAUGCUGGGAGAUGAUCUUUGACUCUCUGCGCCCCGUUGCGCCUGCACUCUUGAGACAAGAUCAUCUGGAACCGCAACGAAUUCACCGUUUCGAUUUUGACAAUUGGCGGGACCCAUGGGGCAUGUACUAUUACAUGCAGCUACAGGACAAGGAUAUCCUGGAUGAGCAGUCUCACGCGCCGUGGAUCAGGAAAGGGGAUUUGAUCAAGCGGACAGAUGGAACAGUGAUAGACCGCAAAUUCGGACCCAUUUUGAAUUCGAUUAUCGAUCCUUUUUCAUCAACGGAGCUCCAUUGGGUUAAGUAUGACUACGAUGGGCUUAUGGAGAUGGUUGCAAAGGAGUUCAACAGGUAUGAGAAAGAACGUCAAGAGUGGAAAGCACAGAAACUUGUGCGACAAGAGAAGCGUCAAGAACGGGCACUUGGGCAACUUCGAACGUUGCUUGUUGCACCGGGCGAGGAGGAAGAAAAGGACGGGGAGGAUGAGGAUGAGAAGGUGGUGGAGGAGGGCGAAGACGACGACGACCAACUUGAUGAGGAUUUCGUCUUUGAAGACUUUAGCUUCUACUAG
Fusarium graminearum PH-1 is the source of this 1158-nucleotide messenger RNA. RefSeq lists its product as uncharacterized. The transcript has a single exon. The record is from RefSeq and is a predicted model, not a curated record. Bases 1 to 1158 code for a protein of 385 amino acids. NCBI's taxonomy places the organism in Eukaryota, Fungi, Ascomycota, Sordariomycetes, Hypocreales, Nectriaceae.